Molecule: messenger RNA, 2342 nt
Organism: Sphaeramia orbicularis (orbiculate cardinalfish)
Lineage: Eukaryota; Metazoa; Chordata; Actinopteri; Kurtiformes; Apogonidae
Gene: anxa13
Product: annexin A13
Exons: 11
Coding region: 130-1080 (316 amino acids)
Cellular component (GO): plasma membrane; nucleus; cytoplasm
Molecular function (GO): calcium ion binding; calcium-dependent phospholipid binding; phosphatidylserine binding
Source: RefSeq, a predicted model, not a curated record
GCCGGUGUGACGUCACGCUCCGGUUUCUGGUGCUCGGGCCGCAGCUCGGUGGGUCAGGACACAUUUCACCAACUGGUCUGAGACUUUUCCCAGCAGAUCAGCAGCACCCAAGGACGAAAAAAGACGAAAAUGGGAAACUGUCAACCAACAAUCUUUCCCUAUGAGGAGUUUGAUGUGGUAGCAGACAUUAAGGCCAUCCGUAAAGCCUGCAAAGGCCUCGGCACUGAUGAGCAGGCCAUCAUUGACAUCCUGGCAAAUCGCAGCGCAAGUCAACGUCAGCAAAUCAAACAGGCUUAUUUUGACAAGUAUGACGAUGAGUUGGUGGAUGUGCUGAAAAGUGAGCUGUCGGGGAACUUUGAGAGGGCCAUCCUGGCCAUGCUGGACCCCCCCGUCGUCUACCUGGUGAAGGAGCUGAGGAAGGCCAUGAAGGGACCAGGCACCGAUGAAGACGUCCUGGUGGAGAUCCUCUGCACUUCUACCAACGCUGACAUUGCCAUGUUCAAGGAAUGUUACUUUCAGGUGCAUGAACGUGACCUUGAAGCAGACAUAGAGGGAGAUACGAGCGGCGACGUUAGAAACCUGCUCACAGCUCUGUUGCAGGGUAACAGAGAUGAGAGUUAUGAGGUGGAUGAAGAUCUGGCAGAACAGGAUGCUACCGCCCUGUUUGAGGCUGGCGAGGGCUGUUUUGGGACAGACGAGUCCACCUUCAGCUACAUCCUGGCCAGCAGGAAUUACCUCCAGCUCCAGGCUACUUUCAAGAUAUAUGAGCAGCUCUCUGGAACUGAAAUCCUGGAUGCCAUUGAGAACGAGACUUCAGGGACACUGAAAAAAUGCUAUGUUGCACUCGUGAGGUUUGCAAAGAACCCCCAGUUGUACUUCGCCAGACGUCUGAAUAAGGCGAUGAAAGGAGCAGGCACUGAUGAGGACACACUUGUUCGCAUCAUUGUGUGUCGCUCUGAGAUUGAUUUGGAGACCAUCAAAGACAUGUACCUGGAGAAGUACGACGUGUCACUUAAGGAUGCCAUAAAAUCAGAUUGCAGCGGUGACUUUAAACGUCUCCUUGUGGCGAUCUGCCACUGAAAUAAGGACGGACACAAAAACAGAAAGACAGAAGAGUGUGUAGGACGGAGCGCUGGCACUGCUGUGUGUCGUCUAACAAACUAACAUGUGACAGUAUGUAGAGAGCAGGAGGUAGAGAUGAUCAAAUAGUUAACCUGUUAUAUGUCUUGCUCUCCUUUUUUUUUUUUUUUUUUAAUUAACUUUUUGUUUUACAGACAAAAGUUACAGAAUCCACUGGAUUACCUGACCUAGUCAUGAACUGCCUUUUUCUUAGUCAGUUUUUAACUGUGAUUUGUAACAUCCUUGCCAGCAUUUAUGCAGUCUUGAGUCAUUUUUUAUUGAACGUAAACAAGCACUAAGAUUUGUACCUUUCCAACAGUACAGUUACUGUAGUCACACUGGUGUAAUUACAUGAUGUGAUGUGAUCAGGUGGUUUAACUUAGGUAAUCACAUUGGAAACAGCAUGUUUUUGCAUUCUGCGAAAAUCAGCUAUGGCUCUAACUUGUCCUUAUAACUGCUGUGCACACUCAAAAUAGUAUUACAUUAGUGUAUUACACCACUACUGCAUUUAGUAUUAUACUGUGUACAAGACAAUGAACUUUUCAUUAUCUUUCACCCUCCGUGCCCUUAACUCAGCGACUGUUCUAUUUUACUGCUGUACAAAUAAUGCAAUCACAUCAUGUGGCUUGAAAUUUAUGCUUCUAAUUGAAGAAAUGUGAAAUUUUGUAAUGAAGGAACAUUCAGAGGUAUGAUGAAGGAAAGUUAUGGGAUGUUAUGCAAAUGGUUUUUGAAUUUUCCUCAUACUGAUCCACAAAGGAGAUGAUAUAUUUUGUUUGCUACUUAUGUUUUUAAAGAAACUAUAUAUUGAUUUACAAUAUGUUGCAUUAUUAUUACCCGUUACAACUAGAGAUAAUCCAAAUAUACCUCACCUUGUCAUAUAAUUUUUGUAUUUUAUGACUAACACAGUAGAGUGUUAAAUAUAUAAUGUAAUAUAGUAUUUUAGGCCAGAGGGCAUAUGAGAGCAAACCUUUAUGAUGUGUAGAAGAUGUGGCGUUUAACAUCAAGACAGUCUCACUUCUGUAUUUGUGUGUGUCUCUAUCCGGCAGCUGGGAUUUACUGAAAUUACCACUAUUGCAAAUAUUGUGGAAAACACUCAAAGAUACUCAAGUAAACUGUAGUAGAAUGACAAAGUUGUGUCAUUGAGCUUGGCCGUUGAGCUAAUGUUUGCUUCUCUGUAGCCAAAGAAUUUAGCCUAACUGCAAAUAAAGUACCUUUUAACAUCA